Messenger RNA from Puntigrus tetrazona (Sumatra barb), 2029 nucleotides. RefSeq lists its product as uncharacterized. The record is from RefSeq and is a predicted model, not a curated record. Lineage: Eukaryota; Metazoa; Chordata; Actinopteri; Cypriniformes; Cyprinidae. Bases 1222 to 1845 code for a protein of 207 amino acids. The transcript is spliced from 9 exons.
UUUUUUUUUCAAUUCGAGCACUCUUUAAUUUGGGGCAAGUUGUCACGUUCGUUUGUAAAUGUUAUGCAUAUUGAUUACAAUAUUCGUUGGACAAAACAAUAAUGUGUGUUUGCUGUUUCAUUAAUCGGUUUAAAUAUAACAGGAAAACACGUUGUUUGAUGUCUUUGAGACGUAUUAAGCCAUAUAGCGACAAAAUGCCCAAAAGAGAUGAGUUAAGCCAAUCAUAUGUAAUAUAGAAAGACUUCUAAAAAACGGUAAUUGACAUUUACCUUCGUUUUCAAAAAGACAUAAUGCUACUUGGAGGCUAUGUCAAAGUGUUUAUUUAUAUUUAACCACCCCAAAAACAAGUGUUAAUAUUUUUUGUUGUUGUUGUUUAGUUUUUUUGAUAACUCGAAAAGUAAAAUACUUACGGACCAAAGAAGAGCACCGUUGUGCACAGUUUAUUAUUUAGAAGAUUAUUAUGUAUACUGUAUAUUAUUAUUAUUAUUAUUAUUAUUAUUAAUAAUAAUAUAAUAAUACAAUUUUAUUCUGUAACAUAUUGUGUAAUACAAAUAUAUUGUGUUUGCAUUUUGUUUGGGACUGGGGCUAGUAUCUUAAGUGUUAAAAGUGAGACGUUCCGUAAGGAGCAUGUUGCACACGGAUUAUUUAGAGGUGACGCCCCCGGUUGCUAUAGAAACGAGACGCGCUUUCAGCCGCAAGCUUCCAGCGCUCUCAAACUGCGACGAGGCUUGGGAGUCGAAGAAACUUCAGAAAAGUCUUACUUUAGGUUUGAAAUUUGAUGUCAGACUCAGUUCUGAAAUACAGCCGAUAGCCUAGAGCUUUAUAAACAAUAAAUAAAGUUCGCACAGAUGAACAGGUAAGAAAGUCAUGUAUGGCAGUUUAACGUUAAGUUAUUAGCCGUUAUGUUUUACACGACUAACGUUUUCUGCGUUAUUUUACACCGUUUUUACCAGUUUCUUCUUCUUUGGUUUGCUGUGAAUAUGCAGUAGAUUGUGACUGAUAGCGAUCAACGCUUAAAAAAUUCAGCAGACUCUUGAGUUACAGUCAGUACUGUACAUAGAGACCGAUCUGACUUGGACUGUCAGCUAUAUAUAUUACAAUAGCAUCAGGGCCCUGGCCAGUUAACUGCAUUUUAGACAUUUGUAUGAUUCUGAUCAAUUCGUGUAACUUUAUAAAAUGGCUUUACCAUUUCUUUAACACAAAAAGACCUGUUUAUUAUUGAUGCAAAGCUUACAGUGUGUUGGAAGGCCCUCAGAAGUCUCAUCCAAAGUCAGUGAAAAGGAGGUUGCGCCGUUAAAACCAGCGUUUGGCAGCUCAGCAGAUCCAGAGGCAAACGAAUCAGUGGAAUGGAAACCGAAGCACCUCCAACCGAAACUCAGCGGAAAGACAGAAGGACAAGGGCCCUCUGUAAACUCUGAGAAAACAAAUACGAAACUCAAAGUCCCGAGUUCCAUAAGGCAAACGAAAGCAAGUCCGGGUGAAAAGCCAGAGGCUCGCGAUCCUUCUGUAAAGACAGAGGUCAAUCCUUCAUCAGAUACCACACUCAAAGUGCACACUUCCAAGGGCGGAGGGUGUAAUGCCUCUAAAGCUCCGUCCUUCAGAAAUGUAACCACGCAUGGACAUAAACUACCUAAACAGGUUCCACCUAUUAUGACAGCUUUAGAGAAACGAGAAGAAUGCGAUGUCCAGACGGAAAGUGUGCGUGAGGUACAUACCCAGGCCCCUCAAGUAGAGCUGUCUGCGAGUGACCGGGAUUCUCUUGAGGCACAGAGUGAAGAGGACGAAAAUGAGAGCGCUGAAGGACACGUGCCGCUAGAAUGUUUGCAGAGUUUCUACAGGCCGUGAUGACAAAGAAUUACCAGCUUGCAAAGAAGCUCUGUCAGAUGAUUUUAAUUUAUGAGCCUCAGAACUCAGAGGCCAAGAGCUUCCUGCCCCUCAUUGAAGAGAAAUUACUGAUAGGUGAGAUCUAUCUGUCUAUCUAUCUAUCAUCUAUCUAUCUAUCUAUCCAUCUAUCUAUCUAUCUAUCUAU